Molecule: messenger RNA, 4790 nt
Organism: Chelmon rostratus (copperband butterflyfish)
Lineage: Eukaryota; Metazoa; Chordata; Actinopteri; Chaetodontiformes; Chaetodontidae
Product: pleckstrin homology-like domain family B member 1
Exons: 23
Coding region: 214-3930 (1238 amino acids)
Biological process (GO): regulation of microtubule cytoskeleton organization
Cellular component (GO): basal cortex
Molecular function (GO): protein binding
Source: RefSeq, a predicted model, not a curated record
AAGGACUGAGAGCAUAUUUCCAUUCUGGAGAACUGGGAGACUUUUCUCAUGAAGUGUUGGGAAGAUGUUUUUAAGCUCUGGAUUCAAUCAUUCCACAGACAAGAAGAUGUUCUUAGCCAGCUCGGGCUGAUGAAGUAUUUCCCCGACAGGAGCGUGAGGUGCACAUGUGUCUGAGAUCUUCAUGCGUCGGAUAAUUCUGACGGUCCAGCCGACAUGGAGCGCAUGAACAGGAAUAAAGUGGAACACGGGCGACAGACGCACCAGGUCUUGCAGAGCACUCCUUUAGACCUGAUCGAGACUGGCAAGUCCCUGAAAGUCCAGGCAGAGCGCCCCCACCUGGUUAGUCUGGGAAGUGGACGCUUGAGCACAGCCAUCACCUUGCUGCCACUGCUGGAAGGGAGGACCACGCUAGGCAGUGAGGGGACAGACAUCCCCCUGCAGGGCCCCGGCAUCGCAGCCCAGCACUGCUACAUUGAAAACAAAGCAGGCAGCAUCACCUUGUAUCCAUGUGGGAACCAGUGCUCCGUAGAUGGCCUCCCCAUCUCCAAACCUUAUCGCCUGACACAAGGGUGCAUGCUGUGUUUUGGCCAGUCUGCCUUUUUCCGCUUCAACCAUCCAGAGGAGGCCCUGCGGAUGAAGAGCAUGCUGCCUGGAGGACUGAGCACCGCAAGACCUCAUCCUACUGACUCCCACAGUGUCCUGAAUGGGAGCCAUCAGUCCUUUUCCAGCAACGGCGACUCCAAAACCAACAACGUAGCAAAGAACGUCCAGGACUCUUCGGUGCUGAAUGUCUCAUCAGCGUCAGGAUCUGGUAAACAGCCUAUUCCACAGCCCUCCCCACCAAACAUGCUCAAUGGGAGAAACAGCUCCAUGAAAGAGGACUCCAUUUACGAAAACAGCAGCAGCUUUCUGAGCCAGAACCUCGGCAACAAAACCCCUCCAGUACCUGCCAGGUCCGCUCAAACCAACCACACUCCUGUCCCUCAUCCAAGGACCUCACUCUCUGUGGCCUCAAGCAGGACUAGUGGUGGUCAGAGGGCUCAGGAGAGCCCAAAGCUGCUUAGGAAUGUGAGAGCAGAGGCCACAUCCAGCCUCACUCUACCUAGCAGGGGGUCAGGACAGGCCACAGAAAACUCCAGCCUGAGUCAUAAACCAUCCUCCGUCAAAAUUUCCCCAACAGCUCCAUCCAGCCCUCGAGUUCGAGGCUCCUCUCUACAGAAGAGAUCCCCCAGCCCUAUGAGAGAUCAGCACCUGUCUCAUGUCGACGCCCCCCAAAGGCUCAGGACUCCUGAGCCGACUGGGUCCACCAGCCUGAGAGAGCUUCCUCCUCUCAGCCCUUGCAUGUCCCACAGAGGGACCCCGGGAUCACAGGGCUUCACUGCUAAACCUGUCCCCGAGAGCCCCCAGGGACCCCGCAAACACAUAGCUCCUUCAAAAGCAGAAGCCAUGAGGGCACUGUAUGCCCAGAGUCCAUCGUCCCUCUCUGGGCUGGAGAAGGAGGCUGGAGGGAGGCAGUUAAGGCCUGGUCCAGGCUGUGCCAUCAAAUCCGGCCUGGGCUCUCUGUCCGGUUCGUCUCCUCUUGGUAGCCCUCAUAGCCAAAGAAAGACCCCCUGCAUGACCGUGAAAGGAUCUUCCAGCAAGGAACAGAGUCUUACGAAACCAUACACCCGGGAACGCAAAAACAGCAUAUCUGAGAUCAGUGACAACGAGGACGAGCUGUUGGAAUACCACCGCUGGCAGAGAGAGGAGAGGCUGCGUGAGCAGGAAAUGGAGAAACUGGAGCGACAGAGGCUGGAGACCAUCAUCAAUCUGUGUGCAGGGUAUAAUCAUGAGGACAGUGCUGUGGAGCUGGCUGAGGUGGUGAGGAGCGGGCUGUUGGGGGGCGCCACAGGAACCUGCUCUGACACAGGAGCUGGGAUGUCCCUUCAGGGGAUAGACAGACCCCAGAGGGCGAGGGAGAACGAUGAGGAAGCCCAGAGAGAGGAGUCCAGCAGCACAGAGAGCACACAUCAAGAGUGUGAGGAGCUGUUAGCCGGUCAGGACCAGGUCCACCUGGAGGAGGAGAGGAACAGGAUCUUGGCCAGGGUUGAUGACUUGAAGCACAGAGUCAGUGAACUGGAGCAGCAGCUACAAGAGACCAAACAGGAGGUGGAGAUGGAGCAGGCCCUGCUGCAGGCAGAGAGGCAGGCGGAGCAGGAGCAGGUGGAGGCUGAAACUGAAAUCAUCUCUCAGCUGCAGCUCAAACUCAGCCAGCUGGACAAGGCCACCCAGAAAGAGAAGGACAAGGGGAGGGCUAAUAUGUCGGCUGAGCGGAAGGUCCUGGAAAAGCAGAGGAAUGAGUACAAUGAGCUGAAGAGGCAGUUUGAUAAGUGCCCCUUGUCUCUAAGGGAACAGUUACAGGAGCAGCUCAGCAGGAAAGCUGAAGCUCUGGAAGUUGGGACCAAGCAGUUUGAGGAGCUGGAGUUCUGCCAGCUGGAGGAGGAGAGCAGCCUGGAGGAGAAGAAGGAGACGCAGAGCUCACAGCUUCUCCAAGAGCGAGCCGACUAUCACUGCAGCGUGGCCCAGAGGAAGGAGAAGAUGGGCGCUCUGGAGGCUCAGGUGAAGCAGCUGGGGUUACAGGCAGCUCGAGACUGUGAGAGGAUGGCUAAAGACAGGACACUGACUCUGCAGCUGUUGCACAAGGAACAGGACAGGUUGUGUGCCCUGGAGAGGAGAUACCAAACCUUGACAGGAGGCAGGAACUUCCCAAAGGCCAACAUCACUAUGAAAGAGAGCCAGCCUGAGCUGAGCAGGAAUGCAAUGUGUCCUAUUAACCUCGAGCGCUGGUACCAGGACAUCAUGGCUGCUGGAGAGCCUCAGUCAUGUCCUCCACCACUGCCUGCAAAGUCUUUUUCCACACGCAGACAGGGGCAGCUAUUGAAGUCCAGAUCCGAUGGCGAGGUCGGACAGGCAGCAUCAUGCACAGCUGCAGCCCUGCCACACUCUGGUGGUGCCGCUCAUGAGAAAAAUGCAUCCACCAGGGGGUUGCAGUUAAUGCUGAGAGAGAUGUCAAACCCAUUAGACAUGGACUCCAGGAGGCAGCUGCCUCUGCAGAGCAAAGAUCUGUCUCCCACAGUCCAUCACUCCAUCCUGCACCAUCAGUCGCCACCGAGUGGCAGCCAAGCGUACGACACCCUGAGCCUGGAGAGCUCAGACAGCAUGGAGACCAGCGUCUCCACCGGCAACUCCGCCUGUACUCCAGAAAGUGCCUGUGGGUUAGAGGCCCAGAGAAUAGAGGAGAUGGAGAAGAUGCUGAAGGAGGCGCAGCAGGAGAAAGCCAGGCUGAUUGAGAACCGAGAGAGGGAGGUGCAGGCUCGGCGGCAGAUGUUGGAGGAGGAGCGGAGGAGGCGAGAGGAGGCCGAGAGGAGGCUUCAGGAUGAGACGGCCCACAGGCAGAGGCUGGUGGAGGAGGAGGUGAAGAUGAGAGAGAAACACUUCUCCCAGGCCCGUCCGAUGACGCGCUACCUGCCGAACCGUAAGGAGGAGUUUGACCUGCGUGCCCACGUGGAGUCGUCCGGCCACAGCAUCGACACCUGCCCCUUCGUCAUCCUCACAGAGAAGAUGUGCAAGGGCCACCUGGUGAAGAUGGGCGGCAAAAUCAAGUCAUGGAAGAAACGCUGGUUCGUUUUUGACCGUCUCAAGAGGAACUUCUCGUAUUACGUGGACAAGCAUGAGACCAAGCUGAAAGGGCUCAUUUACUUUCAGGCGAUUGAAGAGGUUUAUUACGAUCACCUGCGCAGUGCCACCAAGAGUCCCAACCCGUCUCUGACCUUCUGUGUGAAAACCCACGACCGCCUCUACUACAUGGUGGCCCCGUCCCCGGAGGCCAUGAGGAUCUGGAUGGAUGUCAUAGUAACGGGUGCCGAGGGCUACACGCAGUUCCUGAGCUGAGGGACCACUGGGUGACAGAUCUGGAGGAAGACAGGGAGUGAGCGAGCACCCAGACACCUGCGAGCCGACCUGAGCUGCUCCCCGCCGGAGCUGGACGACACGCUGCCUCAUGGUGUGUGAAACGGAUGGACAUGUGAAGAGACAAAUAAUCUGGGGCUCUCAUAAAAAGCCUGAAGCCUUCGAGCAAAUGAGGGCUUAGUAAUGACACCGGUGCUUUUGAAAGAAUUCAUGAGUUGUAUUUAUGUUUCAGCCGCUGUGAGAAGGAAAAUGAUUUGAGCCAAUGGAUCUAUGAAGGGAGCUCUCAAUUAGUUCAAUCACAUUCUGUUACCAAAAUGUUAAUAAUUACAGUAGGAUUUAUGAGGUUUCAGGAGGAACACUUACUUCAUAUAAGCACCUGUGAAGCUGAUGUGCGCAUGCAGUGUUAUCACUCUAACUGAUGCCUUUUUUUCCCCCUUUUUGAUACAUUUCUACUUUUUCCCUUGAGUUUGUUAACUUUUCUCGGACGACUAAAUAAUCUCUUAUCAUUUCAAAAUGCUUAAAGAGUCAACAAAUUUUAGUAUUAAAUAUUUUAAAAGAGUCACAUGUUACUUAUACAAUGAAACAUUACUUGGUGCCAAAUACUUUAUGUAAUGUUUUGUCAGAUUUUUACAAUACAAAUGUUCAUAUGACUGUUCAGUGACUAUAUAUAUAUCGUUCCAAGGGCUUUUCAUUCAAGCAGAUAACAGAGCAUUUACAUGUUAGUAUUUUACAUGAAUAUGUCAAAGAAAACAUUCUAUUAACAUUUUUAAAAAUCAUAAAUUAUAGCCCAGUAAAAAUAUUAUAAAACUGCCAUGUACAUCUAAUAAAUAAAUAUAUAUAUA